Molecule: messenger RNA, 1308 nt
Organism: Gamsiella multidivaricata
Lineage: Eukaryota; Fungi; Mortierellomycota; Mortierellomycetes; Mortierellales; Mortierellaceae
Product: helix-loop-helix DNA-binding domain-containing protein
Exons: 3
Coding region: 27-1133 (368 amino acids)
Biological process (GO): regulation of transcription by RNA polymerase II
Molecular function (GO): DNA-binding transcription factor activity, RNA polymerase II-specific; protein dimerization activity; RNA polymerase II cis-regulatory region sequence-specific DNA binding
Source: RefSeq, a predicted model, not a curated record
AGCCGGCACAUCCCCUCUCCAUUCCAAUGAACUUUCCCAACCACUCCAACAAUAACGCAGGCACCCCCAACAACUCCUUUGCGGGCACUAUCGACCCGGGCCUCCUUCAGAUGACCAUGGGUCGCAUGGACAUGUCCCAGCUCCAAAACAUGAGCUCGCUCUUCCCGCCUACCUCGGGCACCUCGCUUUCGAACAACCAGGCUCUCCUCGGACGUGGCGGUCUCGGUGGGUCCUUUACGAACCCGACUAUCAAGCAAGAGGCCGCGUCCCCAGACUAUCUGGCAUCAGAGAUGGAUUUUGGCGAAGCAGGCAACAUGCUCUCACCAGGGUCUACCUCCCCACUGAACUCGCCCCUGAACGACUUUGACAGCCCGGACGAUUUCUCGACACCGAACACGACGAAUGCAGGCCCGACGGGCUCGUUUGCCAAGCCAGCACCCCUCAACAUCCACCAGGGAUCCUUUGGUGAAUCGCCGGGUACGGGUUCGUUGUACUCUCCUGGAAUGGAAUCAGACUUUUUCCCGGAGGGCGACUUUAGCCUGCCCAAGAGCACUCGCCCCCUGGACAUGAAGUUUGGUCGUCCGAUGCACCCGAACUCUCUUCCCGCCAACCCGUUCCAUAGCAUGUCCAUGCCUGUGCAGCGGUCAGACUGGUUUGGUGGCGCUAACGGCACAGAUGGCCACUCUGUCGGAUCUUAUGAGAAUCCUUCUGGACUCCAGUUUGCACCGGGCGAGAUGAACAUGAUGGAUAGUCUCUUUGAGGAUGGCAGCGACCCAAAGGGCAAUAACCGUGCCUUGCUCUUGACGGAAAAGAGACGACGCCGUCGUGAGAGUCAUAAUGCUGUCGAGAGACGCCGACGCGACAACAUCAACGAAAAAAUCCAAGAGCUUUCAACGCUGUUGCCGGAUUGCUAUAUCGAUACAACCAACAAGCCGAACAAGGGUGCGAUCCUUCGAAAGUCGGUGGACUAUAUCCGCCAUUUGCAGCAGUUGGUUGCUUCUCAGACAAACAGAAACCAGGAAUUGGAGGCACAGCUCCAGGGCAAGGCCUUGUCGAAUGGGUCAAUAUCCUCUUUCAGCGGCAACAUGGAGAUGAACGGGGUGAAUGGAGCGAAUGGACCCAACGGCAGUUAAGCAAGUAAAGCAGAUCAGCAAGUCAGCAAGGCAGCAAGUACACACAGAGUAAGCGCCCGGCUGCAACCAUUGUAUCAUAUCGUUUAUUGUAAUAAAACCGCUUGUCAUCCAUGUUUUCUGCACGGUGUUACGGAGGAGACAGCAGGCACAGGGAUGGAACGAUGGUGUGCGUGUG